AUGAUCGCGCAGGUCUCGCUCACUGGCUCGGAGGCCAUCCCAAGCGUUCAGGACGCGGAGGACACCACCACCUCCAUGGCGAACCUCAAGUUCACGCAAGAGGACGCGAUCAAGCUCAGUUUGUCAGGAGCGGUCCAGUUCAGCGGGCCUCUCCGAGAGGCGUUCUUGGAGCUGGUGCGCGCGUUCAAUUUGUGGGUCAGCCAGCGCGCGGAGGUCGCCAACAUGCUGGUGCAGCAUGCCCUGCUCCUGGCCCUGGAGCGCGAGGAGCACAACCUGGACAGGGCUCUCAACAUCAAGAGCGACGCCGGCGUGAAGAGCAUGUACCUUCAUGCGAUGACGGGCACCGCGCAGGACAUCCACUCCCCGGCGUUCGCCAUCGGUCUCAUGCCAUCCUUCAAGGAGUUCGACAAGCUGGGGCUCCCGGCGACGCUUGCGGAGGGGGCACGCAUGGAGGGGGACAUUCAGGCCUUUAACAGAGUCGCCGGCGACCUGGCCCGCGCGUUCCAGAGCCUGUUCUCGGACGUGACCUUCAAGGCCCGGCAGCGCAAGGUCAUCCGCGCCUUGCUGUGGAAGAUGGCGCCCGACGACACGCGCGACGUGCGCAAGUGGCGUCUCCGGAGCAUCGUGGACCAGAUCAACGGGGAUCCGCCGUCGGAGUACAUGAAGCGCACCAUGUCCAACAAGGCCUACAAGCUGACGCGAGACAUGAAGAAGCUGAUCAAGGAGCACCGCGCGGUCCUGAAACCGCGCAAGUGGGUUGAGCAGCGCGAGGCUUCCCGCUUGGUCGUCGACGCCGCCACCAGGCUGGGGGUGGGCUGGUACGAGGAGGAGAAGGAGGAGAAGGACGUCGUGUGGGACGAGAAGUGGCGCAAAGACCACCCCUGGGAGGUAGUGCGCUACUAUGCGUUCCUGCUGAGGAAGUGCGACAUCCACAAGCUCAAGCUGCGACGCCCCUUUACUCUGGCCCUACGCCCCCACGUGCGGCGCCAGUAUGUGCCCAUCACGCCGGAGGUCCUCCAGGGACUGCUUCGCGCCUGUCGCGCGCGGGUCUCACGCGCUGACUGGGAGGCGCACUUCGGCCCCACCGACAACGACCUCGACCCCCUCGGAAGGGCUGGCCUGGCGGCCUUCAAGGAGCGUGCGGCCAACUUCUGGUGGCCCAAGGUGUUCGUCAUGAAGCGGAAGCUGCGGCGGGAGCGCAGGGACACCACGGUGCCGCGCGGCAAGGUGGCCAAGGGGGACAAGACGAGUGCGCGCGAGAAGAAGACGAAGUCUCGCUUCGAGGAGCCCGCGCACACUCCCGACGACGACCCGCACAGGCGCAUGCGCGGGGCCGGUGGGUGGACGUUCUCCGGGCUGGUGGCGACGGACGGCGUCGGAAUCGACUUCCACUUCAGCAAGAAGCAGCCGCGGCCGACGAAGGCGCCGAAGGUGUCACAGGGACAGAAGGCCGCCGGACAGAGGGGGGCGCAGGAGCCCGCUGGCGGCCCGCUCGAAGGUCAGUGCGUCGUCGGGGUGGAUCUCGGUCGGAUCAACAUCUCCCAGGCGGUCGUCAAGCGCCCGGACGGGGAGUUCAUCGUGCGCCCCGCGUUCUCGGCAGCCCGCUACCACACAGAGAGCGGCCAGAGGCGACGCGCGCGGCGCACGCGGGGCUGGGAGCAGGAACGGGUGGGUAGGGCCGGCGUGUUUCGUCGGGAUCCGAAGUCCGUCGCGUCUCGCACGCGGUCGAAGCCCCUCCCCGCCAAGUUCGCCGAGGUGAUGCAUGGGCUCGCCACGUCCAGUCGCGCCGACAUGGAGAAGGCCGUCAAGGCCUACGGCCCCAUUCGCGACGACAUCUGGCGGCUGCGCACGCAGCUCAAGUGGGCGCGCGAGCGCUUCAGGGCGCACCGGUUGUCGCAAAAGGCGAUCAGCCGCGACCUGCGGGGCGCCAAGAGGUGCUGCGCGCGCGACGGAGACGGCAAAAAGCGCCCGCCUCACCUCAUGGCGUGCGGCGACGCGGCGUUCCCCGGGACCGGCCGGGGAUGCCUGCCCGUCCCGCUUGAGACGGUUCGUCGCAAGACCAAGCUCACCUUCCAGCAGGACUUCAAGGCCGUGGACGAGUACCACACCACCAAGGCCUGCCAUGAGUGCCAUAGGGAGACGGAGGAGGUGUACACGUACGUGGAGAAGCAGCAGGACGCGAGUCAAGGCACCUCUGGAGCGCGCAAGUUUCUUCGCCUCGUGCACGACCUCCGGUGGUGCCCCACCUGCGAGAAGUUGGUGCCGAGGGACGUCAACGCCGCCAAGAACAUGGCGGAGGCGGCCGGUCCGGUCCGCCCGGCCUACCUCUGUCCUCCCGGCGAGGGCGGCGGCGGCGGCGGCGGCGGCGGCGGCGGCGGCGGCGGCGGCGGCGGCGAGGGCCAGCGCAAGGUGCUGCCGUACGAGGAGCCGCGCCAGGCCAAGUCGCGGCGUACGUGA
Messenger RNA from Pedinophyceae sp. YPF-701, 2457 nucleotides. NCBI's taxonomy places the organism in Eukaryota, Viridiplantae, Chlorophyta, Pedinophyceae. The record is from the annotation of a GenBank genome assembly.